CAAUAGUUGAUUUUUGAAUGUGGGAAGGCAUCAUGCUUGGGUCAUAGUGGACACAAGGCGAGAGCAACGGAAGGGAGGAAGAAGGCUCAGGGUCAUUUUUGUUUACAGGCAGUUUGCCCCUGUGUUCAGAGAUCACGGAACAGAAAUACUUUACUGAAUUAGCUGUAUAUGGUGGCUCAUGGAGAAGAGUGGUAAACAUCAGUGAAUUGUCAAAGAAUUGUAACUAUGCGGAGGAGCAAGGAUGACUCUAAAUCUCUCUGAUGGUUCAGCCUGGAGUCCGGCACCUAACAGGAAUUCGGGGUGUAUUUAAUGACUGACAGUAUCUAACAGGAUGAACAGGGAAGGAUCAUUACAAAUCACUGAGAAUCCACUGCAGGAAUGCAGAAACCGGAGGACUCCAUACACCUCUUUCCAGGUUUUCUGGAGGUCAGUGAAGCACGCACGUUCUAACCCGCGAUCCUGGUCUCUAGGGAAGCCCCAGACCUGCCAUUUCCGGGUUAAUCCCCACCCACCAGAGCACUUCCGGUCUCCACUGCUGGAAGCGGCAGAAAGGCAGCUAUGGAUACAAGGCUUUGCUGAGAGAUGUGGGCAUGGCCGCAGCCCUACAGAUCUUGCCCUGUCUCCUCCGAGCCCCAUCACGCCCCUUCCUCUGGGGCCCCCCAGUGGCCCGGAUGACCAGUGGCGUGGCCUUGGCAGAGCAGGCGCGGCAGCUGUUUGAGAGUGCCGUGGGCGCUGUGCAGCCGGGUCCCAUGCUGCAAAGGGCACUGUCCUUGGAUCCUAGCGGCAGACAGCUGAAGGUGCGGGACCGGAGCUUUCAGCUGCAUGAAAACCUCUACCUGGUGGGCUUCGGCAAGGCUGUGUUGGGCAUGGCAGCUGCAGCCGAGGAAGUACUGGGCCAGCACCUUGUGCAGGGUGUGAUCAGCGUUCCCAAGGGGAUCCGAGCUGCUAUGGAGCAGGCUGGAAAGCAAGAGAUGCUGCUGAAGCCGCACAGCCACAUCCAGGUGUUUGAGGGUGCAGAGGACAACCUGCCGGAUCGUGAUGCUCUGAGGGCUGCCCUGGCCAUCCAGCAGCUGGCAGAGGGGCUCACAGCCAACGACCUGCUGCUUGUGCUCAUCUCAGGUGGGGGCUCAGCCCUGCUGCCUGCUCCCAUCCCACCUGUCACACUGGAGGAGAAACAGACGCUCACCAAGCUGCUGGCAGCCCGCGGAGCCACAAUUCAGGAGCUGAACACCAUCCGGAAGGCCCUGUCCCAGCUGAAGGGUGGAGGGCUAGCUCAGGCUGCCUAUCCUGCUCAGGUGGUGAGCCUCGUCUUGUCAGAUGUGAUUGGGGACCCUUUGGAGGUGAUCGCCAGCGGCCCUACCGUGGCCAGUUCCCACAGCGUGCAGGAUUGCCUGCAUAUUCUCAAUCACUACGGCCUUCGGGCAGCUCUGCCACGUUCCGUGAAGACUGUGCUCUCUCGAGCUGACUCUGACCCCCACGGCCCACACACCUGUGGUCAUGUCCUCAAUGUGAUCAUCGGCUCGAAUUCUCUGGCUCUGGCUGAGGCUCAGAGGCAGGCCGAGGCCCUGGGCUACCAUGCCCUGGUGCUGAGCACCGCCAUUCAGGGCGAUGUAAGAAAUGUGGCCCGGUUCUAUGGAUUGCUAGCCCGGGUGGCUGCAGCCCGCCUCGCUCCAUCCACGGCUGGGCGUUCCUUGGAGGAGGAGGAGGCAAAACUCCAUCAGCUGGCAGCUGAGCUCCGGCUCCCAGACCUGCAGCUGGGGGAGGCUCUGGAAGCGGUGGCAAAGGCUAACGGCCCAGUCUGCCUCCUGGCUGGUGGUGAGCCCACGGUGCAGCUGCAGGGCUCUGGCAAGGGUGGCCGGAACCAAGAGCUGGCCCUGCAUGUGGGAACAGAGCUGGGAAGACAGCCACUGGGGCCCGUUGAUGUGCUCUUUUUGAGUGGAGGCACCGAUGGGCAGGAUGGGCCUACCAAGGUGGCUGGGGCCUGGGUCAUGUCUGACCUUGUCAGCCAGGCUUCUGCUGAAGGCCUGGACAUAGCCACCUUCCUUUCCCACAACGACUCGUACACCUUCUUUUGCCGCUUCCAGGGUGGAACACACUUGCUGCAGACAGGGUUGACAGGGACCAAUGUCAUGGAUGUUCACCUCCUGAUUUUUCGUCCUCAGUGACGGCCUAGCUCUUAUUUUGAGAGUAUACGGGUAAUUAUGGGCAGGAUCUCGUGGGAAGGGCACGGGCUUUCGCCAGGGCCUCACUGUGCUUUAGGAUCCCUGUCCCCUUAGCCUGGCUCCCUGUUGCUCCACCCACCUCCCACAGAUCGUCUCCAUAUCCAUUCCCCACUAGUCUAGAAGAGGAGGCCUCCUUUCCACCCCUACUUCCUGUCAUGUCAGCAGGUAGCCCUGAGGAAGCUCCUCGGCCAGUUCCCAGUCUUUAUUUUCUCCCCAGGAGCCCAUCUGCCCAAGUCCUCAGCCUGGUUCUUCCUCGGAGUGAAGUCAGGGAGCCUGAAAAUAAAAAGAAGGCUGUUGUGGGGGUCUCAGCUCACUGUCCUCAGUAUUUCUUUAGUGCAGGGCUUCGGGGAGCUGCUGGGGAGGGAGCAUGGUGCGCUCCUAGCGAUUUUGCCGGCAUCUCACAGAGUUUCUCACCCGCUUCUCUGCUGGGCAUACUCAGGGUCUGUUGAGGGAAUCUGGGAGGGUUGAAUACAGCUCCUAGCAGCCUCAAUGUGGGUGAGCAGGACAGGUUUAAGGAUCGUUACCUAUUCAACCAUGACUCCCUGGGGCAACCUGGCCAUGCUUUCCCCUCUCCUGCUGUAGCCUGGCUGGGUGGAAAUUUUCUGCUUGACACCAGGAUAGCCCUUCAGCAUCUGGACUAUUCUUCGCUUUCCUCCUUUAUCUUACCCGCUCUUUAUCAAGGGCUUUCCUCAGGCUGCAGGGCACUAGGCUUGUUCUCUCUUGCCAGUCCCAUUUUCCCAGGCUAAACAUGCCAUGCUCCGUACACGCCAUGUCCCACGUGUUCUGGGUACACAGUUGGGGGCCUGGUGCCAGCAUUCAGUACCUGUCUCCAGGACUAGAAUGGUGGGUCAGAGCAGCAAAGGAGUUCAGCCGUCUCU
Messenger RNA from Peromyscus leucopus (white-footed mouse), 3100 nucleotides. RefSeq names its product glycerate kinase (gene Glyctk). Gene Ontology annotation, biological process: protein phosphorylation. Gene Ontology annotation, molecular function: glycerate kinase activity. Bases 591 to 2165 code for a protein of 524 amino acids. Lineage: Eukaryota; Metazoa; Chordata; Mammalia; Rodentia; Cricetidae. Gene Ontology annotation, cellular component: cytoplasm. The transcript is spliced from 5 exons. The record is from RefSeq and is a predicted model, not a curated record.